AUGAAUUUGACCAACUGCACAAGAACAACUGAAUUUAUUCUUGUUGGGUUGCCACAUGUUUGGGGAAUGGAAAGGAUGAUGUAUGCAAGUGUCUUUCUGCUCUACAUCCUGUGUCUAUUGGGCAAUGGGCUCAUCAUUAUGAUGGUAAUUCUCGACCACCAUCUGCAGAAACCCAUGUAUUUCUUCCUUAGCAACCUUUCUUUCAAAGACAUUGGACACACUACCACCUUUAUGCCUAAACUGUUGUUCAAUUAUCUUUCUGCUAAUAACUCCAUCUGUUUUUAUUGCUGUUUAAUACAAUUUUGCUUCUAUUUCCUUUUUGGAGUCACUGAAUUUUUCAUUAUCACAUUGAUAUCCUUGGAUAGAUAUUUAGCCAUUUGCCAUCCAUUGAGACACUCCACUAUCAUGACUUCGGGGAUCUGCCUUAAACUGUCAAUAUCAGCCUGGUUUGGUGGAUUUUUCUCCAUAAUUUGUCAGGUAGUGAUGACUGCAAACUUGCCCUACUGCUCUUCCAACAUUAUCAAUCAUUUCUUUUGUGACGUUGGACCUGUGUUGAAGAUUGCAGGAGGAGAUUCACAUCUUAUUGAAGUCCUUGUCUUCCUUCUUGUUGUGGUCUUGAUUAUGUCCUCCCUGCUUUUUACCCUCAUUUCUUACUUCUUUAUCCUCUGCACUAUUCUCCAAAUGCCUUCAACCUCAAGGCAGCAGAAGGCCUUUUCUACAUGUGCUUCACAUCUGGUUGUGGUCAGCAUUCUGUAUGGAUCAGUCUUUUUCGUCUACUUAAGACCUACUGUUAAAAACUCUUCCUUCAGUAAGAUGAAGUCUGUCUCCAUAUUGUAUACUAUGAUCACCCCCGUGCUCAAUUCUUUCAUCUACACUAUUAGGAACAAUGAAGUACAGGAUUCUGUACGCAGAAUGCUAAGAAGAAAAGUUCCAGGUUUCUGA
Protobothrops mucrosquamatus (brown spotted pit viper) is the source of this 942-nucleotide messenger RNA. RefSeq names its product olfactory receptor 6X1-like. Gene Ontology annotation, biological process: G protein-coupled receptor signaling pathway. Gene Ontology annotation, molecular function: G protein-coupled receptor activity; olfactory receptor activity. Lineage: Eukaryota; Metazoa; Chordata; Lepidosauria; Squamata; Viperidae. The transcript has a single exon. Gene Ontology annotation, cellular component: membrane. The record is from RefSeq and is a predicted model, not a curated record. Bases 1 to 942 code for a protein of 313 amino acids.